AUGACACCAGACCCACUUCCAGCGUCGUCCUCAGAAGCAGAGCCAUUAGUGGAGGCGCGGGCGCAGAAACAAGCUCCGGGGGAGGACCAGGAUAAUCCCGACUUGGACGGACGAAGCGCGUAUGUCAACAAUCAGUAUAUUUCCAACGAUUCCGACGAGCAAAACGAGCCGCUGUACGAGAUCUUGCAAAAACAAAUGGAACAAGUGCUGGCCUCUAAUGGACCCGAUGUGCCCAUCUAUGCUGAACCCAUCCCUAAGGACGAUAAAGAAAAACAUCAGCGCUUGCAACAAAUGCCAAAUAAAAAUAUUUAUGCCCACAUCAAUGUGGCAGAGACAGAGGACUAUCAAGAAGUAGAGGACACGGAAACGGACGAUGCUACUGGAGAUGACGAAGAUAGUGAACCGAACUAUGGCUAUGCCGAGAAACCCGAGGUGGCAGUCGAAGAUGAAUCAUUGGGCGAAGACAGCUAUCAGCCGCUGCACAUGGUCAAUGCGGCGUUGAUUCCAGCCAAGAUAAUGAGCACCACGCCAGCACCCGUAACGGCAACACAACCAACGGCCUCCGCCAGCUCCACCAUUGUUGUGCCAGUUUCUGUGCGCCAAAGUACCACUCUGCGCAGUCGACCGCUCAAGCGUCGCAGCUCAACCACAACAACCACACCAGUGCCUAAAACUACACGCACGAGAACCACAGUGUCAAAUGCUAAAGCAACCACCGCGCCCGCAACAACAAGGAACCCCGCUCCAUCCAAUGUAUCAACAUCUUUUUCACUUGUAAAGUCCAAGCCCAACUUAAAGCCCAUCUCCUUGUCGCAUGAUCCACUACCGAACCAACAGAAGCGCCACAUUGUAUUCAAGACAAUCUCAACGGGCUCGCAGUUUGUCAACUCACCCAUUGGCGAUCUAAUCAUAAAGUUCUCAAUUGGCUUUGCCAAGCCAACGACUCCAGUAUCCCCUUCUGAAGAAAGUACGGCCGGAAUCCCUGCUAAUGGAAGUCCAACUACCAUGCGAGCAGACAACGUCAGCGAGGCCUUGCGUGCUCUUUCUAGUAAUCUCCUCAAGACCAUAGAACAACAGAAGGCCAAACGCGUUCACAAGGCACCAAGGAAAGUCAAAUAA
Molecule: messenger RNA, 1119 nt
Organism: Scaptodrosophila lebanonensis
Lineage: Eukaryota; Metazoa; Arthropoda; Insecta; Diptera; Drosophilidae
Product: cell wall protein DAN4
Exons: 1
Coding region: 1-1119 (372 amino acids)
Source: RefSeq, a predicted model, not a curated record